Molecule: messenger RNA, 11826 nt
Organism: Dreissena polymorpha
Lineage: Eukaryota; Metazoa; Mollusca; Bivalvia; Myida; Dreissenidae
Product: FRAS1-related extracellular matrix protein 2-like
Exons: 25
Coding region: 164-8890 (2908 amino acids)
Biological process (GO): cell communication
Cellular component (GO): membrane
Source: RefSeq, a predicted model, not a curated record
GUAGACGGCCGAAACAGCUAACUUCAUAUUGAAGGAUAUUGUUUACAAACAUGAACGGCGUAAACACUAUAGAUCGGACAACAAUUGUUGUUGGAGAGUUGAUUUACCCUGUCGGGAUGGUUGAUGGAUUAAUUAAUUCAUAAAUUAGCCCAAUUCAUUAAAUAUGGGCUUAAUUACCGCGAUAACGCGCGUCUUUGUGCAACUGUGGAUUUUUACAGGCAUCGUGCACAGCGAAGGAGAUGUUCGGAAAAAGGAUAUUGUUAUAGUGAACCGAGCGAUAAAGGUGACCCAGGGUCGCACCGUGUGGCUGGAUCCCUCCAGAGACCUCAGGUUGAGGGUUCGAGCCGGGAACAAUUGCACCGUGAGGGUCAUUGACAACGAUGUAAACCUCAACUAUAAACCAGGCAGACUGAGCAAAACUGAAUUUCCGUGUACAUUUACAAAUAAUGAGAUUAAGUAUACACAUUUUGGUUCAGACUCCUUCACAGAAGACCGGCUUCAUCUUUUAAUCCGGUAUGAUUCAGCCUCGCAGACCACAGUCAUUCCACUUGUUUUAGAAAUGAAAAUAGUAAAAGCACCUUACGAGAUCGUGAAAAUAAAACAGGACCUGACUGUUGAUGAUAGUUUUGAUUCCUCAUCACAAACCUUGGCUAAUGCAGUGAAUUUUAUUUUUGACAGCAGUUUACAUUCCUGCAGAGUAAGCAUUUUGCCAACUGCUUAUGGAUUACCAAUGUAUGGCAAUGUAAUCAACAGUGGACUAUCUUUAACGAAUAUUGACUGCAGUGAAUUUCAGAAAUCAGAAAUUAGAUAUAAAUUCAGCUCUCAACAAAAUGCAUUAAAUGUUGACUUUAUAGCCAUGCAUGUGCGCAUAUUCAGUAAAAACAUGUCAGAAAUAAAAGAGGAAUAUUUUCAAGUGAAAGUUAGCAUUUCUUUUGGACAUGCAAAUGCACGUCCUCAUGCGAGUCAAAACGCCUUGUUUGUAAUGGAAGGAAUAAACAAGUUUACACUGACGGCCAUAACGCCGGACAUCAUGUCUGGCGUAGAUGAUCACACUCCACCAGACCGCCUCAUUUUUAACAUCACCUUACCCCUGGGUCCGGGAGAGGGUGCCAUUGUGAACACUGAUGACCCAGAAACACCCUUGCAGUAUUUCUAUCAGAAAGAAGUGAAUGAUCUGAAAAUAGCCUACAAACCACCGCAGUCAGAUUCCAACAUCAAUCGAAUGUAUCAGUUGUGGUUCACUAUCAGGGACUCUGAGGGCCUGUCAUCUGCAGAGAUUCCUUUAAUGAUUGUGGUACAGCCGCUGAACAGUUUGGCAUCGGUAUUGACAAGGGUGAUAGGUCUGAACCUGAUAGAAGGGCAGUCAAAAGCAAUAAGUAGUCCUGAUUCGCUAGAAAUAGUCCCCGGAAAAGUUAGUGAUAGCAUUAGAAUAUAUCACUGGGAGGGAUUGCAACAUGGGCAUCUGACACUGCCAUCAGGAAAGAAGUACUUCACACCACUUGAUCUGGACCAAGGGAAUGUUGUAUACCAUCACGACAACAGUGACACCUACAGUGAUAACAUCAUUUUUAAAAUGUCUGACGGGAAUUCAGAAGUGCCGUUUCUUAUGCCAGUUAUAAUAUUUCCUAAAGAUGACACAGUUCCAACUUUGAGCCUAAACACAGGGUUGGAUGUUAUUAAGCGAGGAAUAGUUGCAGUGACAUCCUUGAGUUUGAUGGCUUCAGAUAGAGACAGUUCCACAAUAACAUUUGUUUUGGUUCCCCCAUUUUCAUCAUUAGGAAUUAUUUGCAUGAGACAAUAUGAGAUUCCAGAGAAUUCAAGUAUCUGGCAGUUUGUAAAUGGAAGUUUUGAAAGGAUAGUUUCUGGCUUUACUCAGGAUGAUAUUAUGCAGGGAAAAAUAUUUUAUAAGCAGACGGGAGUGCAUGCAAAUGUAGCCUUUACAGAUAAAAUAAAAUUUAAGCUGAAAGAUGACGCCUUCCCUCCAAAUGAAUCACCAGUCCAUGAAAUUUCCAUCCGAGUAAAACCAGUUGAUAACACUGCACCCUACAUAUAUCCAAAUACUUUAUUACAGAUUGAAGUUGGUGACAAUAGGCUUACAGAACUGCGGAAAAAGAAUCUGAGGUUCAUGGAUGAUGAAUCUAACGAUCGUGAAAUUAAAUACACCAUCACAAAAAUACCCGCAGACACAUACAGUAAUAACUCAUUUGAUUCCGGUAAGAUUGUACUCUGUGAAAGUCCAGGGAAACCAGUGGGCCAGUUUACGCAAGCAGACUUGAAUCAAAUCAAAAUAUGCUACCAACCCCCAAGCGCUGAAUUGUCCAUCAACACACGAAUAAUAAAUGUCUAUUUUAGCGUUGAAGAUAAAGCAGGUAACAAGCUUGAGAACCAGAAGUUUACCAUUGUAAUCAAACCACUAAGUGACACAGUCCCAGAAGUGGUCAACACAGGAGCAGUGAUUGAUGAGAAGGGACAGGUCGUGAUAGUAUCUGAUGUACUGUAUGCCAGAGAUAAAGAAUCUGAUAGAAAGAAUGUAAUAUUUGUAUUACAAAGUGUUCCUAAAUUUGGCAGUCUGUUUAAGGAGGGAAAGGUUCUGACUGGAACUGAUUCAUUCUCAGUGGCAGAUAUAGACAGCCAACACAUAAUAUACAGGAAAGCAGCAGUGAAUAAGCUGUAUAAUGGUGACAAGGUUGAGCUAAUCGUUUCUGAUGGUAUACAUAGAGUACCCAUUACACUAAACAUUUAUGCUGGUAGUGUCAAUAUUCCUACAAACAUGUUUGCUCCGCAAAUAAUCCAUGAUAAGCCGAUAAAUGUUGUUGAGGGACAAAAAGUAGCAAUAUCACAAAUUAACAUUAAAGUAUUGGAUGAUGAUGAUGAUUUGGGAGGAAUAGUUUGCAUGGUAAAAACACAACCAGUAAAUGGAUUCCUUGAGAAAAGGGCAAAUAAUGUUGCACAUGGGACGCCAAUUUCAGCAUUUGCUGCAGAAGAUAUCAACAGGGGCGACAUUUGGUAUGUUCAGAGUGUACACAAGGGAGUUGAACCUGUGACAGACAAGUUAUGGCUUCAGUGUUCGGAUGGCAAGCAAAACGGGAAAGAAAGAGUUAUAGACAUUGUUAUAGAGCCAGCCAAUGAUGAAGUACCGGAAGUACUGGUGAAAGUGUUUACUGUGUCUGAGGGUAUGGAGAUGCGGAUUGACCAAUCAGUGCUGAGUGUGACAGACGCUGAUGUGCCAUUUGACAAUUUGACAUUUAUAAUCACCAGACCGCCGAACCAUGGUCGAAUAGUUAAACAGCUGGUCACAGGUGACAAGGCCACAAACAACUUCACUGUCGCAGAUAUCCAAGAACUGUUGGCUAUAGCAUAUGAGCAUGAUGGUUCAGAGACCACAGGAGAUACAUUUGAAUUUGUGUUGACCGAUGGUGUACAUAAUAUCUCAACUGAAGUGGUGAUUAUAAUUUUUCCCGUUAAUGAUGAAGCCCCUCGAUUGGCUAUUAACACAGGCAUGCAGAUAGAUGCUCUAGGGGACAAAAAAACUAUUACUAAUGAAAUGCUUAAAGCUGAGGAUAUAGACUCGGCAGUAGAUGAUCUGAGAUUCGUUCUUCGAUCCAUCCCUGAGUAUGGGGCAUUGAUUAAGAUAGUGUCCGACAAAGAACAAGCCCUUACAUAUGGCUCAAACUUUACCCAAUAUGACAUAGAUAAUAAAGUGCUGGCUUACAAUCAUUUUGGUAAAUAUGCUAAACGGGACUUGAUCACUUUUGAUGUCUCGGAUGGUCUGAACUCGUUGGUUAAUCAGCAUUUCUAUGUGACUAUUAAAGGCAUGGGAAGCUUGUAUCCAGAGAUUGUGAAUUUAGGUAUUGACUUGCAAAGAAAUGGAAUGGUGGUUCUUGCAUCAGACAUUCUUAAAGGCUGUGAGGUUGAUUUACAUGAAGAAAACUUGGAAUUUAAAGUAAGCAAAGCUCCAAAAUAUGGGCAUUUGGAAAUUGCAAAUAAAGCGAAAUCGGAAGUGUUAAAAUUUUCAUCUAUAGAUUUGCUAUCAGAUCAAGUUAUCUAUGUCUCUAACCCAGAUAUUGUUGAAAUGAAAAUGGACAGCCUUGAAAUCGAAGUUAAGGACAGUAAACACCCGUUUCCAUGUACGUACAAAAUUGCCUUGAAUUCUAUUGAAAACAGUUUGCCUGUUUUGUUGUUCAAGACAAUCCUGUUAGAAGAUGGUGAGAAUAAAUUGAUAACCGUAGCCGAACUUCAGGCUAUGGAUCAUGACACAUUAGAUACUGAUAUAAUAUUCACAAUAACGCAAGUUCCUCAACAUGGAAAUAUCCUUAGAAAUUACUCUCAAAUAGUAACAAAGUUCUCACAUUAUGACAUACAAGAAGAAGUCAUAAGUUACCAACACGAUGGAAGUGGAACACAUUCUGACAGUUUCACUUUCACUGUGAGCGACGGGAUGCACCAACAAUUUCUAGUUCUAGGCCUUGAUCUACCAACGAAGAAACCGCAGCAAAUGAACAUUGAAAUAAUACCAGUGGAUACCAACAAACCCGGUGUGAAAGUAAAUACUGGGACAACUUCACUGAAAAUGGUCAGCAGUGAAAGUGUGUUUCAGUUCUCCAGCCAGAGCCUGUAUUGUGAGGGACCUAACACCGAUGCACGAGAUCUACGGUACUUCAUAACUGUGCAUCCCCAGCAUGGCUAUCUCAAGAAUUCUGCCAGUGGGAAUGCUGCUAUAGCAACUUGGACACAAAACGACAUUGAUGAAGGGCGGAUACAGUAUGUCUUGUUCAAAGGGGACAAUGCUACCAGUGACAGCUUCUUCUUCAAGGUCAUAGACAAAGAUGGCCGUGCACUGGAGAACCAGCCAUUCCAGCUUCAGUGGUGCUGGGUCAGCUUCCUUGAUGACCGUAUCCGUGGAAACGAGACCCAGGAGGUCAUAGAGGUCACGGUGCUACGCACGGGAUACUUGGGCCACACCAGCGCUGUCACCUUGGAUAUCACAGAAGGUAGCGCCUCCCUGGGUCAGGACCUGUCACGGCAGUUCAUGAAGCAGGUCACAUUCAGUCCAGGUCAGAGCGAGAGGCAGUGGCGUGUGGCCUUAAGAGAUGACACAAUCUUUGAGAGGGAGGAGACUGUUACCCUUCACCUGACCGACCCCCAAGGGGCGCUGCUGAGGGAUCCACGGUUUGCCACGGUGGCCAUUCACGACCCAGAAGACGAGUCCAGCCUGUAUUUCUUGGAGACGCGGAUGGUAGCCAUGGAGAAUGACAGCGUUGUUGACAUCACUGUACAUCGAGACGGGGACCUGUCAAAUGACCUUUCUGUACUCUGCUACACAAGGAAUGGGCGUGCCCAGGGUACUGAAGGUGACAAGGCAGACAGCAGUUCUGACUUUGUGUCUCGCCUCCAGGUAGCCACCAGUGUGAUCAGAUUUGCCAAGGGAGAGAACCAGCGUGUGUGCAGAGUGACAGUUCUUGAUGACUCUCUGUAUGAGGAGGCUGAAAACUUCUAUGUAAUAUUGGCGGAUGCAGUAGGGGGUCGCAUUGGCAAGAUUUCGCAGGCAGAGAUUAUAAUUGCAGUGGACCCUGCUGAUGAGCCGGAAUUCUACUUUGCUGAGUCCAGGUACCAGGUGGACGAGGGUGGUGGUUCCCUGGAGGUGAAGGUGUGGAAGACGGGAACAGACCUUUCCCAGCCCUCAAGUGUCACCGUACAGUCACGCAGUGGAGGGACCCAACCCGCAGAAGAAGGUGUCGACUACAUUUCUGUGAUGAAGAUACUAGACUUUGCCCCUGGAGAAAUGACCAAGACGCUUCGGGUCACCAUACUUGAUGACCUUGCCAGUCCCCGCCUUGAGGGCCCAGAGACUUUUCUCCUAGACCUUCAGAUCCCUGUAGGGGGUCACCUGGCCGAGCCACGUAGGACUGUCAUCACUAUUAACGACUCUCUUUCCGACUUACCGAGGAUGCAGUUUGAGGCUGCAGAGUACCUGGUGCUGGAAAGUGAGCCCCACAUAGUUGCCGUGAUUACCAGGGUCGGGGACCUGAACAGCAAAUCACAAGUGAGGUGUUACACCCAGUCUGUCACUGCCCAGAGUGGACUGGACUUUGUAGAGCGGCCUGACACCGACCAGUCUCUAGUGGUCUUCUAUUCAGGUGACAUGUCAGCCGAGUGCGUUGUGCAGCUAGUUGAGGAUUCUGUGCGUGAGCAAGAGCAGAGUUUCCGACUGGUGCUCAGUGCACCGUCCAGCAGUCUGCCAGGGGGAGCAACUCUAGGGGGUCAGAUGACGACUCACGUAGUCAUUGAUGAUCCACAUGAUAUCCCAAGGAUCAUGUUUGAAAAGAGCCAGUUCACUGUAAACGAGCCUAUUAUCAGGGGAGACCAGUCUGUCGCUCAUAUCCCAAUUGUGCGUCUAGGGGACUUGAGUGAAACGUCGCAGGUGCGAGUCUUCACGAGUAGUGGAACAGCCACAGCAGAGAGGGACUUUAAUUCAGUCUCAAAAGUGGUUGAGUUCGGUGCUGGAGUGAGCCGCCAACUUGUGGACGUAGAAAUCUUAUAUGAUACGGAAAGGGAGCAGAGUGAGACAUUCACGAUACAGCUGUCCCAGGACAUCAAUAUGGUUGCACUUGUUGGGCAUAACAGUCGGACUGAUGUGAUCAUAGAAGAGAAAAGUCGACUGACAAACCUUGCCUUCCCCGUACCGCCAGUGAUAAUGUCUCUGCGUGACCUUGACCUUGAACGACCUUCCAGUGAUGUCCCACAGGGGUUUCCAUUGAUCUGCAUCUCUCCAUGUGACAGCAGACAUCCCCGCUUCCAUGAGGUGAAGGGCACAUGCAGGACAAAUAGUCUCCAUGACAAUCAGACCAAGUUCCGCUGGCGUGUUGGUAGCCAUGGAAACCUGAGUGAUCUUGACUCGGACACCACUGUGACCUCUACACGGCAGCGGACCCUGGAUAGCGUCUACUUCACUGGAGGUACCGGUGUCCAGUGUUUUGCCCGUGCAGUCAGUGUGAGUGGAGAACCAGGCAAGGAGACUGGCAGUGAAGUGGUAACCAUCAGCCCCAGGGCGGGGCUGUGUCAGGGAAGGGCUGGGGCAAGGGAGGAGGUGCUUCCCUUCCAGGCAUCACUGAGAUACAUGGGUGGUGAUGAAGGCUCGAGCACUCAAAGAAUUAUUUUGACGGUGGAGGUUCCACACUUAGACGGCACUCUACCCAUAGUGUCCACUCGACAACUGUCUAACAUGGCCUUCAAAACCCCGGGGUCAAGAUCAUUGCUACACUGCAGCAAUAUUGGUUACUACGGUGAUGCUAAUGCUAAUCUUACAGGAUUUGGUUUCCAUGAAAACUUAUCCAGGUUGCCAAGUGACAGAUAUCUCUAUGGAUACAAAAUAAGAGAUGGGGUCAAUCCUGUCACAACUUUAUUCUAUAGAAAUCUAGAUGUGAAGUUGUGUCAGUGGAGGUUUGAGGCCAGUUUUGACCUGCCUACUCUGACCAGUGAGUGUGGCGGCCGUAUGGAGGUGGACAGCCAGGUGUCCCACGAGGAUCUCACAGUGCUGGUGUUGAAAGUGCCAGUGUUCUUCUCGCGACUUCAGUUCCAACCACAGACCCAUUCAGAAUGGUUACGUGUGGACAGUCACGCCACGGCACAGCUUCAAUACGUCUACACUACCCCCCUGCCUUGGCGGACUGGUUUGCAGUCAAACAUCGGCCCAUCUGGGCUAGCAGGAAAGAUGUUUCCUACCAGUAUAACUGUGGAAGACAGACGUCUCAUUGUCAGUGUUACCACAGAGACCAGUUUUAAAGGAAGAUUACUUUUGAAACAUCCAGCUGCAAACAGCACAGUGAUGUCCCUUGGACGCCCUGAUAUACGUACAGACUAUUCUGGAAAGUAUGAGAUUUCUCUGCUACCAUGGUUACCUUGUACUACAACCAGCGAAAGUCCUCAACCAAUCAGCUGCUCCCCAGUUGACCCUGUGACCUUUAACCUGCCCCUCACCUUGCAACCAAUCAGUGACCUGGUUCCUGCCCGCCUGACCCUCAACACCAGAUUAAGGCUAGUGCGUAGACGGGAGGAGUGGAUGGAAGGGGGUGGGGCUGGGCUUGUGGACCAGGGUGUGGCCUUUGCUCCAGGUGAUACAGUGUAUGGUAAACUGGAGGCCACGCCCCUUCACAAGUCUGGGGUUCUGACUGUAACCCAGGUGCUAGUGUGUCGUGGUCAGCAAGGCUACAUUCCACACUUCAACCCACAGCAGGGCUUGUAUGGGUGUGCCGGGCAGACUGAGAACCUGCACACUGUCCUCCGGAUACUGGAUGUAGAUAACCCCCAGCUGAUGGACGGUUCAUACAAUGGCCUGCACUUCAACGCAAAAUCCAGUCAAACUACCAACUCCUUCACUCACACCUCGGAUGGUUUCCUGUUUGAUCCCUCACCAUUUUUCAGGGGUGAGGAGAAGUUCCUUUGGUUUGUGCAGGUCAUCUUCUCCCUGCAAACAGACACUCUUACAACCACGUCUAGAACAAGGAAACUCCAGUCCACCGAAUCUAACAAGCGCGAGAAGGGAGCAGAUGAUGACAUACCUUGGACAGGGAGCGGCGUACGAGGCACUAACAUGGCUCUGCUGGUCCUAGAUAGGGAGGGAGAGCCUGCCAAGGAAAGGGGCAUUCAGUCAGACCAAAUCCCAUCUCAAAAUGAAGGUCAGCUGCCGAUAAUAGCUGGAUUGAUCGGCGCUGGGGUCUUGUUAUUGAUUGGUGUGUUUUUUAUUGUGAUAUACAUUCGGCAUCGCAGAAAACAGACCUCCCCACCACCCACUCCGACAGGAACAAUAACUGUGAUGUCAACAUCACCUGGACACACGAGAGUUAUCUCCAACAGUCACACUUUCAAACCUGCAAAUCAAUCAGAAGUAUGAUGUUUUACCUGUCCAGUUUGUUGUUUUUGCAGUUUUAAAUCCAAAAAGUCUUUCAUCUUGUGUUUGCCCAGUUUAAAAAAUUGGAGCGUAUUAUUGGUAUAUCUGUAGCAAGCAGGCAUUUUUGCUGGCAGGCGAUUAGGCUGCUUCCACGAGAAUGAUGUCUGUUCUAUUAGUCAAACAGUUUAAACUUGUUAAUGAUGUUUGUGGCAUAAUAUCUCAUGUUCGAUAACCAGCCAGAUAACAUUCAGCUGUCCUAAACUAAAGAUUUCGGAGAAAUCCCGAGGUAUUGUCAGAGCCAGCUCGUCUGCCGUCCACCGUCUGCGUGCUAAAACCUUAACAUUGCUUCUAAAAUCAAAGUGCUUCCACCUAAAACUUUGAAACCUCAUAUGUAGCUGCACCUUGACAAGUUCUACACACCACACCCAUUUUCGGGUCACUAGGUCAAAGGUCAAGGUCACUGUGACCUCAUAUAUAAAACUUUAAUAUAGGCUCUAAAAUCAAAGUUCUUCCACUUACAACUUUGAAACUUCAUAUGUAGCUGCACCUUGACGAGUUCUACAUGCCACACCCUUUUUUGGUCCACUAGGUCAAAGGUUAAGGUCACUGUGACCUCUUAUAUAAAACUUUAACAUAGGUUCUAAAAUCAAAGUGCUUCCACCUACAACUUUGAAACGUCAUAUGUAGAUGCACCUUGAUCAGUUCUACAUGCCACACCCAUUUUUUGGUCACUAGGUCAAAGGUCAAGGUCACUUACCUUUCUUCCUUCUCUUCUUACAAGCUUUCAUUUAUUAAAAACUGCACCCACAGCCAAGCGUUGUCACCUGCUAUGCAGUGCUCUUGUUUUACAAUGCAGCUCUCGUGUUACAGCAAAUAUAGAUGAAGAAUAAUAGGGGAAGCUCAUAGUAUAUAAUGCAUUGGUUAUAUUUACAAAAUGACCAUUCCCAUUUAAAUAAAUCAAUCAUUUCAUCACUAGAUCAAGUUAAUUCAUUAGGAAAUGAUAGGCUUGAGGAAUAGUUUAAUCUAAACAAUAGAGCAUGCUACAAGAAUGUAACAAGCGCAGAUGUCUUGGUUUUCUGAUUUGUGUAGUUACAGACCUAUUGAAGCUUGUGAUUGGUUAACAUUAUUCAUUUUAAAUUUGCACAUAACAUUUUUAUGCCCCCGGAUCGAAUGAUCGGGGUUAUAUUGUUUUUGGCCUGUUUGUCUGUCUGUCAUUCUGUCCCAAAACUUUAACCUAAAACUUUAACCUUGGUUAAAGUUUUGCAAUAUUGAAUAACUUGCAAUAUUGUAGAUAGCAACUUCAUAUUUGGCAUGCAUGUGUAUCUCGUGGAGCUGCACAUUUUGAGUGGUGAAAGUCAAGGUCAAGGUCAUCCUUCAAGGUCAAAGGUCAAAUUUAUGGCUUCAAAGUGGCGCAAUAGGGGGCAUUGUGUUUCUGACAAACACAUCUCUUGUUGUAAAUGAUAUAUGUGUGAAAAGCUUUUAUUGUGCAUCAUUAUAUUAAAUUACUUGUGUAUUGUUUUAUACAAGUGAAGUGAAUGCUCUUGCCAAAAGCUACCUCCUAAAUAUAGGAAAGAUUUUCAUGAUUGGUCAAUAAAAACAAGAAAGAACCAACUAGAUCUAUAAAUAAUAAAUGUAGUUUUAUAAUAGAAUAUACCAGCUUAUAAGAAAUUCCUGAUCUAAACCAGGUAUGUGCAAUAUGUUGGAAAUCAGAGUUCAACAGACUUUGUUGUUUUGUAGAGUAUUGUGUACAUUUGUAUAGAUAUGUAUAUAGUGUGCAUUUUCAAAUGUUGCUCAUUUUAUUAUCAAACUAACCAUGUAUUGUAAAUCAAUAUUUUGCAAUUAAUGCAUAAUUAUAGACAUACUUAUUUUGCCAGAUUGUAUCUUGAGAUUAUGCACAAUUGAAAUAAAAUGUUAACUGUGCCAAACAUAUACUGAAAUACUACUGAUGUUUUUUUGUGGGUGCUAGAUUAAUGCAUAUGCUAAUCAAGACACUUACGUGAAGAUUUGUGUGUUCAAUACUCAACUAUUAAUUGUAAUAGUUAAUAGUAUAGUAAAAGGAUAAUAGUAACCUCCAUAAUAUUGUCUAACUCUGAUGGUCUAAUUGGUUUACACAUCUUCACAUGCCAGCUUUACACUUUUAAUUUAUGGUGAAAUAAUCUUUUAUUGGUUUGCAUAUGAUAAAGCGUUUUACCCUUGUUACAUUGACAAUUAUAUUCAUUAUGCAUCAUAGUUUGCUGUUACACUGUUAUUGUGAACACAAAAUUUGACCUAUUGACUUCAUUUUACAGAUCUUGCUGUUAUAUAUUAUACAAGGUCAAGUUAUUUUACAAUUUGGAGCAAAGUAUUGACAGUACGGAUUGCAUUUUAUAUCUGCAUAAGGAAUACAUGAACGACUUGCUGUUUAAUUACAGAACAAGCAUUAUACCAACAGGGAGCAUUAUUUGGUAUUUUCUGGGGUCACAAUGUAAGACUUGAUUUUGAAGCGGAUUUUAAAAUCCUAUCAUAGGGUAAACACUUGUCUUUCAUGAUUGUGGCAGUAUGUGAGACAGUAGUAAGUUGUAUUGUAUACAAAAUACAUUUAUUCAAAAAGUUAUCUGUUGACUGUUGUUGUAAAGCUGUAGUGGCAUAUUAAUUAUAUGUGAACUAUUUACACAUUUGGAUUUAUCUGACCAUUAUAACCUAUAAUGUUCUUACUUUAUAGAAAGUAUCUGAAAAUAUGAAAUCAAGGCUAGACUAAAACCAUGCUACAAUACAAUUCUUAUUGUUUGAGGUUUGUGGAGUGGAAUUUGAUUGUUUUAUGAAUGAAAUAUGUUUCCUGCUUAAAAUGAUAUGUUUUGUUGCAAUAAUUUGUUGUUUGAUUAUUUUGAUAUGAACAACUUUGUACGAGAUUUUUAUGCCAUAUAAAAUGUGCAUUCCAGUAAUAAAGCCAUGAAAACCCA